GUGACCCAACUCGGGGCCUGCGCCGGCCGAAGCCGGAAGCGGCUGCUGUCGGAAGCACCGGGCGAGCGAUCUGGCUGCGGGCCGGCCCCGGGGAUGGCUGGGGACGCGGAGCUGGCGCGGCGCGGUGGGUGGCCGUGGCGGUGGCUGCCGGCGUUGCUGCUGCUGCAACUGCUGCGGUGGAGGUGCGCCCUGGGCGCGCUCCCCUUCACCAGCAGUCGGCACCCAGGCUUUGCGGACCUGCUGUCGGAGCAGCAGCUGCUGGAGGUGCAGGACUUGACCCUGUCUCUGCUGCAGGGCGGAGGUCUGGGGCCGCUGUCACUGCUACCUCCCGACCUGCCGGAUCUGGAGCCUGAAUGCCGGGAGCUGCUGAUGGACUUCGCCAAUAGCAGCGCCGAGCUGACCGCCUGUAUGGUGCGCAGCGCUCGGCCCGUGCGCCUCUGCCAGACCUGCUACCCGCUCUUCCAACAGGUCGCAAUCAAGAUGGACAACAUCAGCCGAAACGUCGGGGUGGGUAGAGGAGCAGACUGUGGCGUGGGAGCUGGGAAAAACGCCUCCGAGAGCCAGCGCUGUGCAGGAAGUCUCCUGAUGGCGGACAGAAUGCAGAUAGUUGUGAUGGUCUCUGAGUUCUUCAACAGCACGUGGAAGGAGGCGAACUGUGCAAAUUGCCUAACAAAAAACAGUGAGGAUCUGUCAAAUAACACCCAGGACUUCCUCAGUCUGUUUAACAAGACUUUGGCCUGCUUUGAGCAUAACCUGCAGGGGCGCACGUACAGCCUCCCCCCACCAAAGAAUUACUCAGAAGUGUGCAAGAACUGUAAAGAGGCGUACAGAACUCUGAGCCUCCUGUACAGCGAAAUGCAGAAAAUGAACGGGCUGGAGAGCAAGGCGGAGCCGGGAACGCACUUGUGCAUCGACGUGGAGGAUGCAAUGAACAUUACCCGGAAGCUAUGGAGCCGAACCUUCAACUGUUCCGUCACCUGCAGCGACACAGUGUCUGUGGUUGCCGUUUCCGUGUUCAUUCUCUUUCUGCCUGUCGUCUUCUACCUGAGUAGCUUCCUUCACUCCGAGCAAAAGAAGCGCAAGCUCAUUCUACCCAAACGUCUCAAGUCGAGCACCAGUUUUGCCAACAUUCAAGAAAAUUCCACCUGAAGCCUGCAAAACGGGACUGGACCGCACACCACGCCAAUCAGUGGUUGGACCACAGCAGAGUGGAGAAGAUGAGCCGUGAUCUGACAAAUCAAAUUCUUAAGAAUCGCUGGGCUGUGGACCUAUAAUUUAUUCUGAAUAAGGGUUCUCAAAUUCCCUUUUCCUGAGCACCCCAUCUUUGAAGAUUUCUGUAUUUUUAAUUUUCAGACAUAGCAAUGUGACACAUUUUAAGGUAUAUCUGUUACAGUAACAAGCGAGGGCUUUUGUUUGUUUUUACAAGAAUAUGAAUGACUACUUGACACUUUUGAUAUAUCCUUGCUAACAGAAAUCCACAGAACAGAAACAGCUGAGUUGUGCCAGUUACACACUAGUCAGUCACUGGGAGCCAAGCCAGCUUUGAAAAGGAAAUACACGGGGUUGGGGACUUAGCUCAGUGGUAGAGUGCUUGCCUAGCAAACGCAAGGCCCUGGGUUCAGUCCCCAGCUCCGAAAAAAAGAAAAAGAAAAGAAAAAAAAAAAGAAAAGAAAAGGAAAUACACUUGCCAAAUGGUAGCAGGCUCAAUGAUUAGCUUAAAUGAAUUCCCAUUUCAGUAUUAUUGUAUGUACAUACAUACACACACACACACACACACACACACACACACACCCCAUACACACAUACAUAUAUAUGUAUAUAUAGUAUAUAUUUAAUAUAUCACACAGUAAAAGAAUGUUCUCUAGUCCCCUGAAGUCUCUUUUGAAACCACUAACUGACUAUAAACCUCCUUAACAGUUUUCAGGAAGUGAUGCCACGCCAUCCAUUUAUCUUUGUUACAGAUUUACAGUAACUGGGUUUCUAACAUGUCUUUUAGAAAUACCGUUUUACGUCUUACUUUUGCCUUUAUUUCAUAAGUAAUUAAAAAAAAAUCACUGGACUGCUUAAUUUUCUCUGAGGACAAGAUGGAUUCAUUCAUCUUAAGCCAGGGAUUUGCAUCGUGAAUUUCAUUAAGUUAUUUGGCAACCUGUAAACUAUCAGUAGUUCAAGUCAUAUGUGGCACGAGUGUGUCACGCCGUGUUUAAAUCUGUGGUUUUUAAUGAAAAUCUCAUGUUGGAAUAUUUGGAGAGUUAGGGAGAAACGGAAGACGAAUACAAGAGUUUAAGUUCUAGAAAAUAGACAAUGGAUGCUCACGGAAGACAGCCAGGUAGUCUAUAGUGGAGAUGACUGGGAUAACAGGCUCAAACAGGAAGCCCCACCCCCGGAAGUCCCACCCCCACCCCCAGUUAAGGCAAUGCAUUUACUGUCAGGAAACUUCUCCUUUGGAAUAUUUCUAGCAGCCUUUAAAAUGAUGUUUAUCUCAAUGUCUUUCAGUUUUCUCUCUCAAGAUAGAGAAGUUGAUGGUUUUGUUGGUUAAUUCGUUUGCCGGGUUCCCGGUGGAAACAGGCCUCGCUUUAAAGGUUGUGAAUGGGAAGUGUCCUCGGGUUCAGCGGUUAAGAAAGUGUGACUCCCUUCACAGAGGGAGACAGGAGUGUUCGGGGACUUUUGUAUGUUUACCACAAAUACAGGCUGCGAGAGCUCUUCCGGCACUGUGUGACACAGGGUGUGUGACAACCGGAUGAUACCGUCCCAGCGUUCUGCUGCGAUCUACCAGAUGCGCCAUGGUUCAUUGUGUCGUCACUGUUCCUGUGGCUGUGACCAAGGGCACUGCCUUGAUUUGAAGCACAUGGUUGAGAGCCUUUGAAAGCCAUCUCCACCAAUACGCACAGCCUGCUUACAUGUGCAAGGUUAGAAAAGUGACACAUUUAAACUGAGAGCAGCGACUCCUCAGGCACCAUUCAGUACUGUGUGUACAAACCAUUGCUUUUGGAAAAGAAGCCAGAGAGUACUUUAACAGGCCAGCCAUCUCUGGUCCUCAUCAGGGCCUGCUCUCUAGAAGUCGGAUCAGAAACAGACUUGAAAAUGUGCCGAAGAAUUUCAUCUUAGGGUCCGACGAAAAAUGUAUAUAGUUUCUGAGUCCUGAGACUCAUGUGUGUGCACAAGAAAACCUGGUUUUCCCUUAGAUUUUACAAUAAAGGAAGUAACAAGAAAAA
Messenger RNA from Rattus norvegicus (Norway rat), 3212 nucleotides. RefSeq names its product osteoclastogenesis associated transmembrane protein 1 (gene Ostm1). The record is from RefSeq and is a predicted model, not a curated record. Lineage: Eukaryota; Metazoa; Chordata; Mammalia; Rodentia; Muridae.